ACUGUCGGCUUUCCAAAAUCCGUGUGCCGUUGCUCAAAGUGGACAAUCUGCCAGCGGCUCGUCGACCAUGAACAGGACAAUCGCGUGGAUCCGUCUGACCAGCAUACAUCGCGAUUGCAGGCGCCGGCUCGGCAACUGGCAAAGGUGAAACCUGAAACCAUAGAAAUUACGAUAUAA
Molecule: messenger RNA, 177 nt
Organism: Haemonchus placei
Lineage: Eukaryota; Metazoa; Nematoda; Chromadorea; Rhabditida; Trichostrongylidae
Source: the annotation of a GenBank genome assembly